UCUGCCAGUCCGUGUGUCGCUGUGGUGGAGGCAGGAAGCCGCAGUCUGAGCUCCAUGGAGGCCGAGAUCCUGAAGAUCGUGUGCGCCAACCAGGGCGCGGUGGGCACCGACGACCUCAUGUACAACCUGUACCCGGGGGACUCGACCACCGUGUCGCAGGUCAUCUGCAACCCGGACAAGUUCGUGCUGUGCUGCCCGAACGGACAGCCGACGGUGGUGGCCCGGGCCCGGCUGCGGCUGUGCAGGGCCAAGGACUGUCCCGGGUCCUGCCGGAGCCUCCACCUGUGUCAGUUCUACCUGUUCAAGGGCUCGUGCGGCUUCUCUCUGCUCAGGAGAGGCUGCAGCUUCUCCCACGAGCUGGACUCCGACCACAACCGGACGGUGCUGGCAGAGCUGGAGCUGGACACUCUGAACCUGUACGAGCUGCGAACUCUGAUGCUGCAGAGCGACAACACGCUGCUGCCGCCCAUCUGCUUCAAUUACAACAACGGUCACGGAGAGUUCGGCCGCUGUCAGGACGGCGACGCUUGCAAGCGGCUCCACAUGUGCGAGAAGUUCUUCAGCCACGACUGCAGCUGCUACAGGAACCACGACUUUAACGCUCCACAGCCGCUACGAGUCCUGCAGGAGAAAGGCAUCCCCGACACCCUGUUUCACUCGCUGAAGGCCGCCUACGCCAAUAAAGACGCCCUGAGGGUCUCCGACAACAAAAGCGGCAAGGGCCACUGGGGCGAUGGUGGUGGAGGGAGAGGGAGAGGGAGAGGACGAGGUGGCAACAGGGGCAGUCGGGGCAAUCGGGGAAACAGGGGGACCAGAGGGACCAGAGGAAGCCAUGGCAACCAACCAAGGGAGCAACGAGCCGCUUCCCUCGGCGACAUCCUCGCCAACAUCGACACCUUGGAUCUGUACGGCGCCGAUGGAUCGUCUGACGGUGAGGCGUCCAUCGCAAGCAGCGAAGGCGGAGGACAGAAGGAACGUCCGAACACAGCUUCCGCGGCUGUCAGAGGAAGAGGCGGCAACAGGGGCAACAGGGGCAACCGGGGCAACCGGGACAACUUUCAACAGCUACCAAAGAACCGCUCCACGAGCGACAUUUUCGCUGCCGCCAACAACGAAGCUGCGAACGGCGACGAUGCUCCGAACAGAAGACAAAGGCCUGUCAGAGAUAAAACCGAGAUCUGCAUGUUCUUCAUCAAAGGACACUGCAUCCAUGAGGAUCGCUGUUUCAAAGCUCACGACAAGAUGCCGUACAGAUGGGAGGUGAAAGAGGGCGAGCAGUGGACCGCCAUGUCCGAGAAUGAGGCGAUUGAGAAGGACUACUGCGAUCCGAAAAACACAUACAGUACCACCAGCCCCGCCGUGCACUUCGACACGAUGACCAGUGGAGCCAACAAAGUGCGUCGUCUCUCCACCCUGAACUCUGUGGUCGAGCCGACUUACAUCCACACCACCGAGUGGCUUUGGUACUGGCAGGACGACUCCCAGAAGUGGAACAAGUACGCUUCAGAUAUUGGUGAACACCGGCCGUCAGACAUCGACAGCGCCACUCUGGAGCAGAAGUAUCUGGAGAACAAUAAAGGCGUGUUGGAGUUCAAAGCUGGUUCGCAGAUGUACUCGCUCAGUUUCCAGGACAUGAUCCAAACAAACAAACACUACGGCACUAAGAGGGUUGUGAGUCGACGUCCUCGCUUUGUUUCUGCUGCUGAUGUUCAAGCAAAGAAACUGACAAGAAGAGGUCCAGCGAAUUCCGCCCCAGUGCCAGACACCUGGGACAAGACUCAGAUCCCCGCCAAAGGAUGCGCGAAAAUACCCCUGCAGAGCACCUCGGAUGAAUUUAAGAUGGUGGAAAAUCUUUUCUGCAAAACCAUGCGAGGCUUCGAUAUCAUCAGUGUCGAGAGGAUUCAGAACAAAGCUCUAUGGGAAGUCUUCCAGUGGCAGAAGAAUCAGAUGAAGACCAACAAAGGAGGGGGCGCUGUGAUGGAAAGGAAGCUUUUUCAUGGCACUGACAAUAAAUACGUGGAGGCCAUCUGCCUCAACAACUUCGACUGGAGAGUCUGUGGAGUUAAUGGAACCGCUUUUGGCAAAGGUAGCUACUUUGCACGGGACGCCAAGUACUCCCACAACUACACAGGCGACAAUGAUGUCAAAACCAUGUUCGUCUCACGGGUGCUGGUUGGAGACUAUACCAAAGGGGACUCUGACUACCGUCGACCCCCUUCCAAAGACGGCGGAGACAUAAACUUCUUUGACAGCUGCGUUGACAACGUUAUGAGUCCCUCCAUAUUUGUUGUGUUCGAGAAGCACCAGAUCUACCCCGAGUAUCUGCUACAGUACAAGACCACAGCACCACAAUAUGACGUAUUCGGUGGUGCGACAGGGUGGGCAUCGAACCCUGUACCGGCACCGAAGCCAGCACCGGCUCCCAAACCAGCACCCAUUUUGAAACCAACGCCAGCACCGAGACCUGCUGUCCAGAGCACACCAGUCUAUCAACACAACACAGUGUCACACCCACUCGCCUCGCCAGUUUAUCAGCACAGCACAUCCUCAUACCAAUCCAGCACAUCCUCAUACCGGCCCAGCGCCUCGUCUUACCAAUCCAGCACCUCGUCUUGGCAAUCCCAAUACAAUUCACCAGUUUCUCGUGGCACGUCGUCCUCUUUGUACCGAUCUUCUCAGUUUUCUCCACCUUCCUCACCAAGCCCACCGCCAAAGAAGCAAACUAAUUCCUGUGUCAUUGCUUAGGGACGAUGGUGAAGUGAGGGUAGAUGUUGUUUCUGAAAUAGAUAAUAGCAUUUGAAGGAGCUUGAUGCUUUGGGUUAUUGGGCGAACAGCUUAACAUAGCCACAAUAUCAGCUAAAAUAUACAAACAUGUGGCAGUCUAACGUAAUGUGCUUAUUACUAUGGAAGGCCAAAUAGCAUUGAAAUCAUUAAUCAUAAAUUGCACUUAGAAGUAAACACUAGUGACAGCUGCUGUGCUGUACAGUAGCCCAUUAAGUUUCCAUCCAACUCUUAAACAUAUACCACCAAAUCCCAAACAGAUAACAUGAACUGGUGUGUUUUUCCAUCCACUCCUGUUAAUAAUAAACAGACGGUAGCGCUAACGCCACAGCCUGAUGGGAUUAAACCAUUUUAGGCUUAAUUCUAAACAUGAACAAUAUAGAAAACUUAAUUGAAAUGGUUGGCACAGUGAAUAUGUAAGAAACAUGGUACUACGAUUUAUUCACUACCCGCGUUUCUAUUGCACUUGGUAGAGUUUCGUUUUUGUCGAUGCACCACUUUUUACACGUCAAAUAAAUCUUAAAAAAAAAAAAAAAAGGCUGUUUUGUCCCAGCCUUUCCGCUCAGGUUUUUUUUCAACGAAAAAUAUGCAUUAAAAAUGCUGACGGAGGGUUGGUGCAGCGCAUGUCACACUACUUUAAAGAAGUCGGUGUGGUAAAAAGCAACGGUUGGCUAACCGUAUGGCAAACGUUCCCGAGUGUAGUUUUUAAAAUCUUGCUCAGGAAGUUGUAGAAUUAAAAACACAUGAUGCACUGUUAAAUACGUCACUGUGUCAGAUACUGCUGCAGUGGAGUCACAUAGAUAGGGCUGCACUGGCUCAGCUGAGACACAUGACAGAAUACACAUUGGUACCCGACCAAUCACUGCUCGCUGUUUUCUACGAUUUGUGUGAAUGCAUCGGGAAUCAACUUCUGGAAACAAGUAAACAAACAUAUGCAUCACAAGCAGUGUGUAUGACACUGGCUGAAAAAUAUAAAUGAGAAAAACACUAUGCAUCCGUCAAGUUGCACAGAAGUGGCAGUACGGUGGUUCGUCUGUCCUGUAGACUGACCGUCACGUUGCCAUGUUUACCAUAUUGUGCACCGUAGAGCGCUUUUAGCUCCUAUUGGUUAACGUCAUCGUUGCGAUACAACGUAAAAAAUCAAACAGAAGAAAAUCGAGGGCUGCGCCGGAUGCAGCAUCGUCAGCAAUGGUAAAUGUUCGCAACACAGCCUCUACCAACCAGUAGAGGGCGACACAAUACCUGCUGACAGUCAAAAAUGGAAAGUUAACGCUUUUACUCACAAAAUGAAGAUGAAUGAGGCUUCGUAGAGUGUUGAGUAGAUUACUAGUUUUGCACAUGUUUAGCGUUGUUCGUUUGCAGAUUUUGUGCUGAGUGUUCUGAUUUCACCACAACAAGAAAAACAACAAAAAAAUGCAUUUUUCUUUGAAAUCAUGUGUUAACACUGUUGAUUUUGUGCUUUGAAAAUCAAUAAAUGUUAGAUUCAUGUCACUGGCA
Molecule: messenger RNA, 4278 nt
Organism: Stegastes partitus (bicolor damselfish)
Lineage: Eukaryota; Metazoa; Chordata; Actinopteri; Pomacentridae
Product: poly [ADP-ribose] polymerase 12
Exons: 12
Coding region: 55-2745 (896 amino acids)
Cellular component (GO): nucleus
Molecular function (GO): metal ion binding; NAD+ poly-ADP-ribosyltransferase activity
Source: RefSeq, a predicted model, not a curated record